Messenger RNA from Equus caballus (horse), 4138 nucleotides. The record is from RefSeq and is a predicted model, not a curated record. Lineage: Eukaryota; Metazoa; Chordata; Mammalia; Perissodactyla; Equidae.
UCUGGGCGGAGGGGGCCGGGCUUGCGGUGUGACAAACUGAGAGAGACUGAGUUGGGCGGCAUUUAAGGGAAGAGGCGGGGCUGACUGGUGAUUAGUGGAACUGACCUCGACCUCGUGAGGGGCGAGUCUUUGCGGACAGAGAUGGGCGUGGUCCAGGCCCCAAGGCUCCUCCCAGUUGCUUAUUUCUGCUCCUUAUUUUACGUAUAUUUGCAAAAAUCAAAAAUAUGUACUAAGCCGGAACUAUUUCAAAGCACCCUUCCUCCUUCCUGCACACUUCUCCCCUGAGCCCCAUAACCGGUUAAAAACCACGCUGAGCCUCGGUUUCUUUAUUUCUGAAAGCGUCGGUAAAGCCUGCCCACAUCAGCCAGCUCUGGUUCAGUGACAGCCAGAAGGCGCUGUGUAAGCUGAGCCUUGAAGGAUGGAGAAAUUGCUAGAUAAACAAGAGGGGCAAGGCAUUCUAGGCAGAGGCGAGGGCGAGGGUCUGGAGGCUUGGAAGAGCCUUGGCGUGGUAGAGCUUUUAACAGGUUAAUAGGGCUGGAGCGGAGCUAAGGGUGAGGAUUUCAAUGCCCCGGGGUACCCAAAGUCAGAGAAUUACAACUUCUCUUCCUACCAUCUUUGCAGACACGGAAGCAGGAAGAUUCAGCCUUCCAGGGGCUGACAGUGCCACCAGGAAGAUUCAGGCUAAUCCAGUCUCCGCACGGUUUAGUCCAAGUGCAGAAGGAAGGAAAGGGUAUUUCAGGCAGAGGUUACAGGAUGGCCAAAGCCCCCCGGGGUGUGAGAGAAUUGAGAACCUUCAGCUGUUCACAGAGGGGCCCAUCGUGGCUAGAGCAGAGAGGAUGCAUGGGUGCAAGCAGCUGGCAUAGUUUGUAAGGGCCUUAUAAUGCUAGGCUGAAGAGCUUGAAAUGUUUCCCAAGGGCAAUGGGGAGCUAUGGAGGGUGUGUGAGUAGGGGAAGGGAACAGUAAGAUCUCUGUCUCUGGGGCCUGGGAGGAAGGGAGUGGAGGGGUGUCUGGGGAGCCCAGGGAGGGAGCUGAGCUGGCAGCCACAUGGGAGGGGAGAGGCUUGGGCUGUGGCUAUGGAUGGAGACGAAGAGGCCCUUUUAGAGAUGGAUACCGGAAAAAUGGACAGGAUGGAGGGACCAUCUGGGCCCUGAGGAAUGCCGCAUUUAUGCAAGAAAAACAGCAGCUGGCAGAGGAAGCAGAGAUGGGACAGACAGAGAGAUAGCAGGGAAUCAGGAGGGUGUGUUACGAUUCACUUCCCGGAUGGUGCCCAGCCGGCCGCGUGCAAAGUGCUUGUUAGAACUCCCAAGACACUGUAGGAAAAUGCUGUAAUUACCCCAUUUUACAGAUAAGGAAUCUCAGGCUCACAUGUUGGAGGAGCUCAGAGGCUGAAGUGAGGAGGGAUUGACAUCUUGGGAGCUGGACACGGACACGUGUGCCCCACUGGGGCUGGAGGAAGCCGCUGUCCUUGAGGAGGAAACCGCACAAUAACAAGUCACAUGACCAGGGGAGGGGGCUUCCUGUUUCCCCGGCCCCUCCCAGGCCAAUCUUGGCCCGCCCUGGCCUGAGCGGGCAGUGGCUAGAGUGACCCCAAGAGUCUUCAAGAUACUCGAGCCUCUGACCAAGGUGCUCCCAGAGGAACAGAAAAGUAGAAGUAGAGCGGGCUGGGGUGACCCAACCCCAGGAAUGGGGCCUCUGGUUCAGAAGCACCCUGGCGAGGAGAGGGGACUCUUGAAGUCCUCGUCCCAGGGAGGGGAGCACAGAGGUAGCGAAAGAUAAAGGAAACAAAGGAGAAGGGGGAGGUGAGGGCAACCUUGGUAGGUAGUGAGCUACCUGUCAAGGGAGGCAUUCAAAUGUGCCGAGUCAGCAUUGAUAACUCAAGAUCCCUUCCAGGGGAGAAAAUUAAUGCCCAUUUCACAGAAGAGGAAAUUGAGGCUGUCAUUUGCUCAGGACAACAAAGGCAAGAGCCCAGCUUAGGCUGUGGCUUUUGGGGGUGAGGAAGGAGGAGGAUUCAGAGGACACCGAUUUCUGGACAGCAAUGAGUGUCCGGGCCACACGUCCCAGAAGCCGACGAGGGAGGCACGCUCCGCCCGGUGAGCUGGACCCUGUGGCAGAAAGUUCAGAGGAGGCUGAGGCAGCCAGCGGGAGUUCUGAGCUGGGCCCUGUGCCAUCUCAGGAGAGCUGCAGGCCGGAGCUGCUGGGCCCUGAGGUGGAGGCCAGUGGGCAGGGUGUGGGGAGCAGGACGGACAAAGAGGCUGAUGGGGACUUUAGCAGGAGCUUGGCUCCAGCCCCCGAGGGACCCCAUGAACCUGCAGAGGAAGCCCACCAGGCACCAGAGGCAGCCCCCCGGGAGGAGGAGCCUGGCCCCACCGGGCCCGGAGCCCCUGAUGUGUUUCACGCUCUCCAGAAUGCGCUGAGCGCGCUGGAGGCCGCCGCCGCAGCCUGGCGCCACCGGCCCCCAGGCCGCCCUGGGCCGACAGAGGAGGAGGGCAGAAGCGAGGAGGGACCGGUGCCCUGCUGGGAGCAGGAGGGGGCAGGCUGCCGGCGGGAGGCUGCCCGCCUGUCAGAGAGGAAUGCCUGGCUGCGCUUGGCCCUGGGCAGCCGCCAGGACGAGCUGAUUCGCAUACAGGCUUCCCUGAAGGCCAUCCAGGCUGAGAAGGCGACGCUGCAGAGAGAGGUCCAGGAGCUACAGGAUUCCCUGGUGAGCCUGGAGCCCUUCCCACCUCCCUCCCGUGGCCGAGCAGGUGGCUUGGGCAGUGGUUCCAGCAGCUCUGGGGCAGACGAGGAGCCUUGGGGGACUCAUGACCCUUUCUCCCUGGCUCACCCCCUGCUCCGGCGCCUCCGGAGUGAUUCCAGCACCCAGAUGCUUGGGCCUCUCCCCACCCAGCCCGUCGCCCCCGAGAUGCACAUCAUGGAAGCCCAGAUGGAGCAACUCCGGGGGAGCAUCGAGAAGCUGAAAGGCUUCAACCGCCUGCUGUCGGCUGUGCUGCAGGAGUGCAAGGGCCGCUGUGAGGGCCUCAGCAUGCAGCUGGGCCAGCGGGAGGCCGAGGCCACCGCGCUGCGUCUGGCCUUGCAAUACAGUGAGCUCUGUGAGGACGGGUAUGGCGCCCUGCUCACUCUUUGGGAAGCGGGCUCAGGAGCAGAAGCCUGCGUGGGUGACCUGGAGGCAGCUGAGAAGGAAGCUCAGAGGCUGCUGGCACAAGAGGAGGCUGCCAUGGAUGGUGGGACACUGAGGGAGCCACAACCAAGCCCCGAGGGCAGCAGUGUGGAUAGGCCUACACCAGAGGAGGUGGCCACCCAGCUCCGGGGCUAUGUCCAGCGUCUCCAGGAGCGCCGUGCUCUAGUGAAGAUUCCCCCAGAGCCUGGCCCCACCUUGGCACCCACGCCCGCCGUGCCUCAUGCAGAAGCCAUGGUGCAGGCCAUUCUGGGGACCCAGCCUGGCCCAGCCCUGCCCCGGCUGGAGAAGAUGCAGAUCCAGCAGGACCUGGCAGCCACGCGGGAGACCCUGGCGGACCUAAUGCUGCGGCUCCAGCUGGUGCGGCGGGAGAAGCGGGGUCUGGAGCUGCGGGAGGCUGCCCUCCGCGCCCAGGGCCCGGCCCACGUGCUCCUGCUGGAGCAGCUGCAGUGGGAGCGGGCACAGCUCCAGAUGGGGGGCGCCGACAGCAGUGGUGGCGACAGCAGUGGAGGCCAGAGCAGCGGAGACGAGGAGGAGCGGGUCCAGGGCAUUCCUGCUGUCCCUGGUGGCAGCAGGGGCAUUGAUGGUGGCCAGGUGGGCAAAGUGCAGGACUCAGAGGAGCUGGCCCAGGAACUGGCAGCGUCACUCGCCCGGGCCCUGGGCCUGCGGGAGCAGCUGCAGUCUCUGUGGGAGGAACUGGAACAGAUGGCUCAGAAGGGGCGAGCCAGACGUGCUCAGAGUGCUGAGCUGAACAGUGAUUUAUGCAAGGCUCACAGCGCCCUGGUCCUGGCCUUCCGUGGCGCCCACCGGAAGCAGGAGGGGCAACGACGGAAGCUGGAGCAGCAGAUGGCACUAAUGGAGGCCCGACAGGCGGAGGAGCUGGCCCUGCUGGAGGCCACAGUGAGGGCCCUGGGGAGGCCCCGGCCGCCCUGCCCAACCCCCGGGCCAGGAGAAACCUUUCUGUAG